Messenger RNA from Hordeum vulgare subsp. vulgare (domesticated barley), 2172 nucleotides. Its product is annotated as protein MONOCULM 1-like. Gene Ontology annotation, biological process: regulation of DNA-templated transcription; meristem initiation. Bases 373 to 1566 code for a protein of 397 amino acids. The transcript has 2 exons. NCBI's taxonomy places the organism in Eukaryota, Viridiplantae, Streptophyta, Magnoliopsida, Poales, Poaceae. Gene Ontology annotation, cellular component: nucleus. Gene Ontology annotation, molecular function: DNA-binding transcription factor activity; sequence-specific DNA binding. The record is from RefSeq and is a predicted model, not a curated record.
UAUAAUAUCUCAAAAGAGAAAGAAGAACAUCUUGACCAUUCCCCCACCAAAGUCCACGGGAUAAAAGACAACAAAUGCAAAGUUGCACACCCUGCUACCUUUUCUCUCCUCUCUCUCUCCUAGAGAGAGAAACUCUCUCCCUCUCUCUCUCUCCCUAGAGCACUACCUAUUGCAUAGUCUACUGGCGGAAGGGAACACCUGUAGUCUGUGUGUGCCGUGCGUGUUGCAGAUGAUCGAUCAUGUCCCUCUGUCACGGAAGCCGCUGGGGCAGCAGCAAGCUCAGAAGAUGCCGCGGCCACCUCCGCCUCCGCGCUGCUAUUAAGCCGCCCGAGGCAUGCGCUGCGCCCACCACCUGCUACUGCUGCUGACGCCAUGCUCGACCCGCCCGAGCCCGACGACGACGCUGCCCAACCGCCGCGCGCACCGCUCGCCGCCGCCUCGCCGAGAGGGCUCGUCCUCGCGUGCGCCGACCUGCUGCACCGCGGGGACCUCGACGGGGCGCGGCGCGUCGCGGGCGCCGUGCUCUCCGGUGCCGACCCCCGGGGAGACGCGGCCGACCGCCUCGCGCACCACUUCGCGCGCGCGCUCGCGCUACGGGCGGACGAAGGACGGAGUAGCGACGGCGCGCCAGAGGCUGUGGGCGUGGGCGUCGGUGUGGCGCCGGCGUCGUCCGCGGCGCACCUGGCUUACAACAAGAUCGCGCCGUUCCUGCGCUUCGCGCACCUGACGGCCAACCAGGCGAUCCUGGAGGCCGCCGCCGGCGCGCGGCGCGUGCACAUCGUGGACCUCGACGCCGCGCACGGUGUGCAGUGGCCGCCGCUCCUUCAGGCCAUCUGCGACCGCGCUGACGCCGCCGUCGGCCCGCCCGAGGUCAGGAUCACCGGCGCCGGCCCCGAUAUUGGCGUGCUCCUUCGCACCGGCGACCGCCUCCGCGCCUUCGCCAGCUCCCUCAACCUCCCAUUCCGCUUCCACCCGCUGCUCCUCCCCUGCACGGCCCAGCUCGCGGCCGACCCGGCCGCCUGCCUUGAGCUGCACCCGGACGAGACUCUGGCAGUCAACUGCGUGCUAUUCCUCCACAGGCUCUCCGGCGACGGUGAGCUCGCCGCAUUCUUGAGGUGGGUCCGUUCGAUGAACCCCGCUGUGGUGACCAUCGCCGAGAGGGAAGGAAGCGCCAGCCGAGGAGACGACGACGACGAGUUACCGCGGCGGGUGGCCGCGGCGAUGGACUUUUACUCGGCGGUGUUCGACGCUCUGGAGGCCACGGUGCCUCCGGGCAGCGCGGAACGGCUGGCGGUGGAGCAGGAGAUCCUCGGCACGGAGAUCGAGGAGGUGGUGGCUGGCCCCGGCGGCGGCGGUGGGCGGCCUCGCAGCUUCGAAGCGUGGACGGCCGCCGCGCGCGCCGCGGGGCUCUCGCCGUGGCCAGCUAGCACGUUCGCGGUGUCGCAAGCGCGGCUACUGCUGCGGCUACACUACCCGUCGGAGGGGUAUGCGGCGGAGGAGGCCCGCGGCGCGUGCUUCCUCGGCUGGCAGACGAGGACGCUCAUGUCGGUCUCUUCGUGGCACUAGCAAUGCAAGUGAUCUAUCCAUGCUGUUGGACCUCUCGCGUGCUCCAUGGAUGGAUUCUUGCUAGCUAGCUACUGCAUCUCGCAAUGCCGCAAGAAAGUAUAUGGAACCUGAUCGAGAAGGUUGGUGGCCGGCAGCAAGGCGAUCCGUGGUUGAUCUUGCGGCUGCUCAAAUGGUUUUGGUGAGGUUUCUCAUGGAAUGAAGAAUCGAGAUGUGUAUGCACAUGCAAGGACUAGGUGAGUUGUCAUUCUUGUUGGAGGGAGAAGAGAAGGGGAGAACGACCAAGGCGAAGACGAAUGGAAGAAGAGGAGGUUGUGCAUGAUCGAUGGACGCGUUGCAUGGGAACUGGAGAAGGCGCCAAUGGCCAUUGGGAGAUCUCGGAGAGGAUCUUUUUGGCACUCGACCUGGCAGAAGUACAGAAUUGUGUUGAGCUCCCGAGCCAUUCUUACGGGCAAGAGAAGAGAACCAUGCAUGCAUGAUCAGUUCAUGGCUGGUUAAGAUGGAUGCCCAAAGUUAACAAAGCCCCAUCGAACGUUUGUGCAUACGCUGGCCAAGCCAGGCACUGAUGUUGUCAACAACCUAUCGUAAUUAAGAGGAGCAAAUUCUUAA